AUGACGACCACAAAAGUCGACGUGCUGAUAAUAGGGGGCGGCUCUGCUGGACUCUGCGCCGGUGUUUGGUUAGCCCGCAACGGCAUCUCGUACCGGAUAUUGGAACGGCGCCCCGGCAUGUUAACACAAGGGCAAGCGGAUGGCGUUCAGGUUCGGUCGGUGGAGGUGUUCGAGAGUUUUGGGAUCUCGGAAGAACUGCUCAAAGAGGCGUAUCAUGUGUUAGAAGACGUGUUCUGGUCACCCGUCUCCGAGAACGAUGAAAGCGCCUUACGGCAGGGGGUAGAUGGGGCAUCGGCAAAGAAAGGCAUUCGACGCACGCAUAUUACCCCAGAUACAGAAAUCGGCUUGAGCCAUCUUCCCCAUGUCAUCCUAAACCAGGCCCGAAUCAAUGCGUUUUUGACGGAUCUGAUGGUGCGUGCGUCUGGAGCUGCGAAUAUCGACUAUGGCUGUGAUGUUAAAGAUGUAUCAGUCGAUUCAAGCCUUGUCGAUGACCCAGAUGCACAUUGUGUUACUGUCAAUGCUGUAGAAGACGGUAUCCAGAAAGUCUACAAGGCUAAAUAUGCACUGGGUAGUGAUGGGGCGCAUAGUCAAGUUCGAAAAUCACUAGGCUUCGAAAUGAUCGGUGACAGUAGCGAUGAGGUCUGGGGUGUUAUGGACGUAUACCCAAAGACUAGCUUCCCAGAUAUUCGAAAGAAAGCCAUCGUCAAGUCAGAAGCUGGGACCAUUCUGAUCAUACCACGAGAAGGUGACUCACUCGUGCGCUUUUACAUCAAUCUUUCUGGUGGCGCCGCAGCAGCCAGAGAUGUGACGCUAGCCCAACUGCAUGAGAAAGCCCGACAAAUCUUCCAACCUUAUGCUAUGGACUUUCCGGAAACUUCCUGGUGGUCAGCGUAUGUCAUUGGUCAGCGCCUCACCAACGAGUUUCACGCACACUAUCGUGUAUUCCUCAGCGGAGAUGCUUGCCAUACGCACUCGCCAAAGGCCGGUCAGGGCAUGAACGUAUCGCUACAGGAUGGUUAUAAUCUAGGUUGGAAGCUAGCAGCGGUGCUCCAAAAGCAAGCCUUUCCUAAGCUUCUCGAGACGUACGUUCUCGAGCGUCAGAAGACGGCUGCGGACCUCAUCGAUUUCGAUAGGUAUUGGUCCAAGCUAUUCUCAGCUAGCAGUGAUCAAGGGAGCAGCAUUACUCCCGAGCUUUUCAUUAAGGCAGGUCGUUAUACAGCAGGCCUAGCAAUCCAAUACGAAACCUCCAUGAUCACGGCUAUAACCACGAGUCAAAGCUCAUUGGCUACGAAUCUGACUGUUGGCAUGCGCUUUCCGAGCGCCCAGGUCGUACGGGUCGCUGAUGCAAAACCAAUGUGGCUGACGAGGGCUCUGCCCGCGGAUUCGCGAUGGCAUAUCGUUAUUUUUGGUGGAGAUAUCCAGGAUGAGGAUACCGCCAAAAGAUUACACAAGCUCGGUUUGGAUUUAGAGGACCUCAUCCGCACUUUUACACCUUCUAAAUUCGAUCCAAACAGUGUCUUCAAUAUUAUCCUUGUAUUAUCAUCUAAACGAUCAAACAUCGAGCUUGAAACAAUCCCCAACGUAUUCAUGCUCGAGACCGGUAAAUGGAAGUUGAAAGACAUUUUGAAGAUUUUUGUCGACGAUGAAGAAUAUGGACGUGCGUACGAGGUAUACGGUAUAGACCCUCGCCAAGGCGCUUCGGUCAUCAUACGGCCUGAUCAAUACCUUGCUCAACUAAGUCCUUUGGAUGAUGUUCAUAGCGUUAAAACAUUCUUCAGCGGAAUUCUGAAAGAAUCCAAAUCAUGA
Xylaria bambusicola is the source of this 1806-nucleotide messenger RNA. RefSeq names its product FAD binding domain-containing protein. The record is from RefSeq and is a predicted model, not a curated record. The transcript has 10 exons. The coding region runs from base 1 to 1806 and encodes 601 amino acids. Gene Ontology annotation, molecular function: FAD binding. Lineage: Eukaryota; Fungi; Ascomycota; Sordariomycetes; Xylariales; Xylariaceae.